AGCUCAAAAACAAACAUGGAGGCAGAAGCAGAGAAACAAAGGAGAGCAGGAGCAGAGGACCAGGAGAAGGAGAAGAGGAGAACAGGAGGACCAUGGAGGGAGGAGGAGGUGAAGGCUCUGCUCUCUGUGUGGCCUGACAGGGGGGCAGCAGUGCGGGGCGCAGGCGAGGGCCACAACAACAACAGCAGGGCCGACUGGGAGAGGCUCUCAAGCCGGCUGCGGGAUCUGGGCUUCCAGCGGAGCUGGAUCGAGUGUCAGGCACAGUGUAAGGCCCUGGGGGUCCAGGCCCGCCGGACCCAGCAGACAGCGUCAGGUCAAGCAGCCGUUUUCAGCUCUGUGGCCACAGGGGAACCACGACUGACCAGAGGUCUAUACAACAUGGUGGAGGAAAGCAGCUUGGCCAAUCAGAGAGGCCCUUCCACUGUGGUCACUCUGCAGGAAGACAGCUUGAGCACCCCCCACGUGUUGUACACGGGCUCCGAGGGUGGGCGCCACUGGUCGGACGAGGAGGUGCGGGCGCUGCUCUUGGUCUGGGCCGACCGGCACGUGCAGCAGCAGCUCCAGCGCACGCUGCGCAACAAGUCCAUCUUCCAGGAGAUGGCGCGGCGGCUGCAGCAGCAGUAUGGUGUCGUUCGCGACUGGAAACAGUGCCGGACCAAGUACAAGAACCUCAAGUACGAGUACAAGAUCGCCAAGACCACGCAGGCCGCCGGGAUGGUAGCGGCCACCAGCGGCCAGGUUAGGGCCAUGAAGUUCUUCAGCGAGGUGGAGUCCAUACUGCGGGGCAAGGAGCUGGACGUGGGGGAGGAGGAGGAUCGUGAGGAAGAGGAAGAGGAGGAGGAGAGGAUCGGGAACCUGAACACCCAAAUGAGAGUGCCUGGUGGAGAUCAGGUCAUCAAAAUUGAUGAUGAUGAAGCUCCUGAGGAUAUGGGACGAGUCUCAAUGAACUCCAGUCCUUCAUCACCUUCACAAGUCUCUGGGACUAUAGGCAUGGCCAGCAGUGACAAGUUCAACGUGAUCACGGUCCACGACUCAGGUCGCAACUGGAGUGAGGAGGAGGUGGACAAGUUGAUCAGCAUCUGGUCAGAAGAGGGCAUCCGUCGGCAGCUGGAGAACUCCACACGCAACAAGAACAUCUUCGUGCAGAUCUCGCGCCGCCUCCUGCAGCAGGGUGUGGAGCGGGACUGGAAGCAGUGCCGCACCAAGUACAAGAACCUCAAGUACCUCUACCGAUCUCUGCAGAGGGGCAAGGCGGACAUAGGCGACCCUCGGCGCAUCAUGAAGUACUACGAUCAGCUGGACACCAUCUUGACCAGAUCUGCCGGCAGCUCGGACAUGGGCUACAUGGACACAUUUGAGCCAACUCAUACGACCGCUGUUGUGAGGAUUAACAAGCCCUUCUUGGCUGCCGGCUUUGAGGAGCAGGUCCCAGCCAGCCCGGACCCUAAAAGCUCAAGGGACUUUGUUGCUGUUCAGUAUGAGCCACGGGUGAUGGUCGAGAACAUCCUGAGAGGCUCCAAGAGCAUCGAUGCAGUAGAGGUAAAGUUGCAGGAGGAAGUGGAGGUCAUCUCAAUGAAGUCAGAUGGAACGCUUCCCAAAGCCACCCUGGACACUCCCUUCAUUGAAGAAAGUGCCAUCCUGCGUAACGAAGGCCUGAACUACAAGGCCAUGAGAGAGAUUGCCGAGUCCACGUUGUCACAGACAGACCACACGGUGCCAAACCGGACAAGGAAGAGGAAGGCUACUGAUGAAGACAAUGUGCCUCUCAAACGUCUCCAGCGAGACUUGGACGACGAGAAUGACAGCACCAACUGGUCUGGGUCUGGAAACGUAGACAUUCAAUGCAAAGAGGAACAGGAUCAAUACAUCCCAAUCAUUGAAAUCAGCUCUGUUUGUUCAAUGGCUACACCAUCCCCAGCUCAGGAACAUCGAUAUAUAACAGAUAUGGCGUCCACCACCUCAGAGUUGAAACUUGGCCAGAAACUGAACGAGGGAAAGACCAAGCAGAUUUUCGAGCUCCCGGAUGAGCCUGGUCAUGUCUUGGUGCAGUCGAAGGACCAGAUCACGGCGGGAAAUGCGGUCAGGAAGGAUCAGAUGGAAGGGAAGGCUGCCAUAGCCAAUAAGACUACCAGCUGCGUGUUCAAGCUGCUGCAGGAAGCAGGCAUCAAGACGGCCUUUGUGCGACAGACCUCAGAGACAGCUUUUGUGGCCACCCGCUGUGAAAUGAUCCCCAUCGAAUGGGUAUGCCGGAGGGUUGCCACCGGCUCCUUCCUCAAGAGGAAUCCGGGGGUGAAGGAGGGUUACCGGUUCUCCCCUCUCAAGAUGGAGAUGUUCUUUAAGGAUGACGCCAACAACGACCCGCAGUGGUCAGAGGAACAGGUGUUGGCGGCUAACUUCGACUUGGCCGGCCUGGCCAUUGGCCGCUGCGAGGUGGACAUCAUGAACCGUAGCACGGUGGCCAUCUUUGAGGUCCUGGAGAGGGCCUGGGCCACUCAGAACUGCACCCUGGUGGACAUGAAGAUUGAGUUUGGCGUGAAUGUGACCACCAAGGAGAUUGUGCUGGCUGAUGUGAUCGACAACGACUCCUGGAGACUGUGGCCAGCUGGGGACCGCAGCCAGCAGAAGGACAAACAGGUUUACCGUGACCUAAAGGAGGUGACUCCUGAGGCCAUGCAGAUGGUGAAGAGGAACUUUGAGUGGGUCGCUGAGCGAGUGCAGCUUCUGCUGGAGCCCCAGGCUUCAGGCCGGGUGGUGGUGCUGAUGGGCUCGACCUCAGACAUGGCCCACUGUGAGAAGAUCCGCAAGGCCUGUGGCUCCUACGGAAUCCCCUGCAUCCUCCGGGUCACGUCUGCACACAAAGGCCCAGAUGAGACCCUCCGCAUCAAGGCUGAGUAUGAAGGGGACGGCAUGCCAACUGUGUUUGUGGCGGUGGCAGGCAGAAGCAACGGCCUGGGCCCGGUAAUGUCGGGCAACACGGCCUACCCAGUCAUCAAUUGCCCACCCAUCACUCCAGACUGGGGGGCUCAGGACGUGUGGUCGUCCCUCCGCAUGCCAAGUGGGCUGGGUUGCUCCACUAUCCUCUCGCCAGAGGCUGCGGCCCAGUUUGCCGCUCAGAUCUUCGGCCUGACCAACCACAUGGUGUGGUGCAAGCUGCGUGCCUCUAUGCUGAACACUUGGAUCUCCCUGAAACAGGCCGACAAGAAGCUCCAGGCCUGCAGCCUUUAAAGAUUCAGAGUUGUUGGGUUUGGAAUUUUUUUUUUUUUUUUUUUUUUACGUUCCUAUUUCCAUUCCAGUCCCCAUGAUCCUUAUUGUGUAUCAUUGGUAACUCUUCCUAGUGGAGACGGUCUAAGCUGUGCAUUGCUAACACCAUACAUUCCUGUGAAUAAAACACUAAAACUA
Molecule: messenger RNA, 3399 nt
Organism: Alosa alosa (allis shad)
Lineage: Eukaryota; Metazoa; Chordata; Actinopteri; Clupeiformes; Clupeidae
Gene: paics
Product: phosphoribosylaminoimidazole carboxylase, phosphoribosylaminoimidazole succinocarboxamide synthetase
Exons: 15
Coding region: 16-3225 (1069 amino acids)
Biological process (GO): 'de novo' IMP biosynthetic process
Molecular function (GO): phosphoribosylaminoimidazolesuccinocarboxamide synthase activity
Source: RefSeq, a predicted model, not a curated record